This is a messenger RNA of Cutaneotrichosporon oleaginosum, 3219 nucleotides long. The record is from RefSeq and is a predicted model, not a curated record. Lineage: Eukaryota; Fungi; Basidiomycota; Tremellomycetes; Trichosporonales; Trichosporonaceae.
AUGGCGAGAACUUGUCCUCUCCCCCUCACCGCCUCGCCUCGCCUCGCCUCUCCCUCCUGUCGCUCUCUUUCCGUCCGCUCGCUUCUAUCCACCACGCUGCACUGUAACCACCUACGCUCAACACACUCGCUUCAAAGCCGACGUUCUUUCCACCUCUGUCAACCCAUCCCUCGCAUCCUCUGUCUCAUUCCACCUUCACCGGCAGCUGGAUUGUCAGUCACUCAGUCACCAUACUCUCCCCCAACCCCGUCAUCCCCAAGUAGACCAGCGCAACUGCUGGCGCCGGUCCAUCCUACCAAAGCGGAGAGUGCACGCACUCCAGGACCUUGCCCGCCGUUAUCGAUGACGGGAUCAGUUGUGGGAUGUCCGUCACUCCUCAAGCCCGUUUCGUUCAACCAACUGACGCACCAGUCGGCCAACGCUAUGCGUUGCGUCCUCGCUCUCCUCGUCGCCCUUCUGGGUCUGCUCAACCUCGUGGCAGCUGCUCCACGGAUCACAAUCCCGCUCGCUUCGCAGCAGCCACCAGUUGCGCGCGUGGGUCAGGACUUCCUCUUUUCGAUCCUCCCAGGCUCGUUCGCUUCCAACUCAACUGUCACCUAUGCUGCGACCUCGCUACCACCAUGGCUCCAGUUCUCGCCCUCCAACCCCGCGUUUUACGGCAAGCCCACCGCCGCAGACGUUGGGCAGUACAAUGUAACCCUGGCUGCCACAGAUGCGACAGGCACUGCCAACUCGACAUUCACGCUCAUCGUGUCCAACUACUCAGCACCGAUCCUCGUCAUGGACUUUGACAGGCAGAUCGCAGACCCCAGCCUGGCAGACAUUGCGAGUGCCAAGGUCAUGCCUGGCGGCAACGGCGUGUCUGUGCCACCAUACUGGUCAUUUGCGCUGGGGUGGAAUGGCAACAUGUUCAAGCGCCCUGACACGAACGGCAACGGUAACCUGUUCUACACGGCCCAUGUACGCGGCACCGCCGGUCUCCCGGACUGGCUUAUUUGGUCCAACACGACAUUCACCUUCAACGGUGUCGCCCCCGCCAAUGGAUCUUACGAGGUCGUCGUGACUGCUUCCGACUACUGGAACUACACGGCUACAUCGGCGUCUUUUGUCUUCUCCGUCGGCGACGGCGCCGUCAUCGAGAACUCGAAGGCCUGGCCUGGCAUCAAGACCACCUCGCGCAGCUACAUCAAUCACGCCCUCGACCUCUCGGGUAUGCUGCUCAACGGUGAAAAGCUCGACGCUGCCCAGGUUGAGGCCACCCCCGACCUGUCUAGCACCCGGUGGCUCUCAUACGACAACACCACCCGCACCAUUUCGGGCGUGACUCCGGACGCGCUCGUCAAUGGCACCAUCGCUCCUUUCAACGUGCCUGUCACUCUUUCCUCUGCCAACUCCUCCAACACUCUCUCCUAUGUCUCCUACCUAAACAUCAGUGUUCUGCCUUACGCUUUCACCGACUUCCAGCUCUCGACGACAAAUGUCCCCGCGGGCCAGACCUUCCAGUUCGACGUCUCCAAGUACCUUGUCAACAAGACUACGACCGCGACCAUCAACGCGACGGUAGUCCCAGGUGAGGCUGCUGCCUGGUUGCUCUACCACCCGGACAACUACACCCUCGUCGGCACACCCCCUGCCAACAUUACUUACACGUCAAUGAACAUCACGUUCAUGGCGGACGCCGAGGGGGCGGUGUCGUCGACCAAUGUCACCAUGCCCAUCGACGGCGUCACCGGCCCGCAGGGCGAGGGUGAGCCGGCGCCCAUACCCAUUGCGCCAAGCAAGGGUGGCCUCUCGAAGAAAAACAAGAUCAUUAUCGGUGUCGUCGUCGGCGUCGUUGGUCUUCUCAUCCUUCUGGCCGCCAUCCUCUGCUGCUGUUGCCUCCGCAAGCGCAAGGCGGCGGCCGCCACGAAGGAAGCACCUUACCACAACAAGGAGGGAACUCCCGAGACACUCGUCAACACCCCCAACGGCAAGAAGUCGCUCCAGGGCGACGGCGCAAGCCCGGUUAUCACGAAGAUGAGCGACAGCCCUCGCAAGUACAUCAAGGGUCUCUUCGGCACCGUCAACGAGCCCUCCCUCCCGACCAUUAACAGCAAAGACUCGGCAUUCCACUCGUCCCGCCCCGGCUCCAAUGCCAGCUCGUUCAUGUGCGCUGGGGAGCUGCUCGCCACUGCUGGUCCUCACGAUGUCGGCCCCCGACGCCUUUCUGACUUCACUCAGUCCGCUCCUAGUGCCGAAUCGCUCGCCAGCUGGGAAUCUCAGCCGUCCAUGCACUGGUCGGGCGAGGAUGAGUACCUUGAGCCUUUGUACGAGAGCGAGGGCUUUGAGGCUCUGUCGCCCACCACCGACCCAAGCGCCCCUCCGCCCUCUGAGACCGGUGCCUCUCAACUCAUGACACCCACCUUUGGACCCACUCUGACCAGCGCUGGUCCCUCGCAGGACAAGCAGGGCACGGGCUCUGGCCCUUACCCCAGCUACGUACCCGGGCCUCAAGGUGACAUCCCACGUCCCCGUGCAGGCUUCGUUCCCAGCUAUCCGCGGUGGAUCAAAAAGGGUGAAAGAGGUCCACCACUCUCAUCCGACGAUGUGUCGCUCUACUUCUCCGAGUUUGACAAGGACAACUCGAGCCGCAACAUAGUCAGCUCGCGGUCGCUCGUCGCCUCGCGCUCGCUUGACUCGUUUGCUGGUCAGGGUUCCGAGAUCGUCGGCACAAGCUCUGGGUCGCGUCUUUCGCACAACUCACAGUCGAACAACAGCAACGCGUGGUGGAAGGGGUCGAACAUGUCCUCGCUCCUCAACCGCUCGGACGACAGCUACGCAGGCGAGGCUGUGGUUGCUACCGCGCAACGCCAGAGCCUCGACACGCAGCGAUCGUCGCUUUUGCCGAACGAAGUCAUCGACUUUACGGGAGGGCGCGACCGCGACCUUGACGUUGACAUUUCGCCGCUCACCGGCGGUAACAGCCCAGCCAUCUCGGCUCAUCCUGUCACACCCACUACUCCCGACCGACCGGUCUCGUACCUUGUGGUACCCAGCUACGUGCACCCGAUGUACAGCCCGCCCAAGAAUGCGUCUCCAGCGCGCCGACACUCGUCCUCGCGCCGGACACAAGCACGCGUAUCACCGAUCCCUACGCGUGAUCACAUCCUGCGCGGCGAGCCGCCAGCCGAAGUCAUGUACUCGGCCCCGCUCGACAAAGCGCACGGACACGCGCUUUAG